This is a messenger RNA of Rubroshorea leprosula, 1020 nucleotides long. The record is from the annotation of a GenBank genome assembly. NCBI's taxonomy places the organism in Eukaryota, Viridiplantae, Streptophyta, Magnoliopsida, Malvales, Dipterocarpaceae.
AAAUCCAAAUUCGCUUUCUCUGCAAAACAGCUUCUCUGUAACCCUAACCCAAAUUCAUCAGUUCCAGCCCCGUUUUCCCUCUCUCUCCCCAUGUCGAUCCCACCAGCUUCAGCCACCACUCCUUCCUCUUCCUCCUCGCAGUUCACCUACCAAACGACUACCACUCCGUCCUACUUCCCCAUGCCGUUUCAUCUGCAGCAACAGCCCCAGCCCUACGUGGCGCCGGCCCAGCCCGUGCCCAUUGGACCUGGUGCCCCCGUUUACCCCGCGCCGGUGGCCCCUGUUGCUGGUGUGUACUCCCUUCCUCAAUAUCAGCAGGCACAACAAUUAUUUCAAAGGGAUGCUCAGAUAGUUACUCCUGAAGCAUUAGAGAGCGUAAAAGCUGCACUUGCUAGUAGUGAGAUUGAGCACAAGGCAGAAACUAAAAAGAAAGCAAUCCCUCGUAAAGCUGCAGGUCAAUCAUGGGAGGAUCCAACCCUUGCAGAUUGGCCAGAAAAUGAUUUUCGGCUAUUUUGUGGAGAUCUUGGUAAUGAGGUGAAUGAUGAUGUUCUUUCCAAAGCUUUUUCACGAUUUCCUUCCUUUAAUAUGGCUAGAGUUGUUAGAGAUAAGCGGACUGGCAAAACCAAGGGCUAUGGAUUUGUUAGCUUUGCUAAUCUGUCGGACAUUGCUGCAGCUCUCAAGGAGAUGAAUGGUAAAUACGUUGGCAAUCGGCCUAUCAAACUACGCAAAAGCAAUUGGAAGGAUAGAACAAACUAUGAGGCCCUUGAAAGGCAGAAGAACCAUAAUCAAAAGAAACCAAAGCCUUCAAAGAAGGGAAUACUGCACAAGUGAGUUGAAAAACGUGUGUGGUUUCCUAUUCUUUUUAUUUUCUCCUUUUCCUUAGGGGUCGACUGGAGCAAUUAACUGUUCCCAAACAAAAUAUGGGUUGUACUUUGUACCAUUAAAUCUUCCUUAUCACUUCAUUUGCAACAUUAUUACUGUAUAAGAAGUUAAUUACUUAAAUAAAUUUAAAAAUUUCAA